Kwoniella mangroviensis CBS 8507 is the source of this 1014-nucleotide messenger RNA. RefSeq lists its product as uncharacterized. The transcript is spliced from 5 exons. The record is from RefSeq and is a predicted model, not a curated record. NCBI's taxonomy places the organism in Eukaryota, Fungi, Basidiomycota, Tremellomycetes, Tremellales, Cryptococcaceae. Gene Ontology annotation, cellular component: post-mRNA release spliceosomal complex; catalytic step 2 spliceosome; Prp19 complex. The coding region runs from base 1 to 1014 and encodes 337 amino acids.
AUGCCUACUCGUAAAGCUCGAGAGGUCAAAUCCGCCGCACCAUCACCCUCACCAGCUCCAUCGGCCGGCCGAACCAGGGCGACACGUUCGAAAUCCAGUAAAGCCCCUUCGGAAGUAUCCUUACCUGAAACAGAAACAGAGGUCGAGACGGAUGUUGCUGAGAGCGCAGAGGAGGGUGAUAGCACCGAGGCGGAAGUGGAGGUUGAGGGUCAGGACGUAGAGGCAGUAGCUGAUGCUCAAGUAGAGGAAGCUAGUGAAGCGGAAAGUAAGAAAUUGACCCUGGAAGAGAGGAUGGCGAAAAUGAAGGAAUUGAGAAUGAGGAUGAAUCAAUCAACUCAACAAAACCGUAAAGACCUGAUAGCAGACCAUCAGAAAUCUAAAGUGACGGCCAAAGAGCUAGCUCGAUUGGAGAAACAGAAGAAGCUCGCUCAGACAUUGAGGUUGAAAGCUGAAGCUGAAGAGAACGGCGAAGAUCUAGAGAGAAAGAAGAAUUGGGAGUAUAGUAUAGAAGAUAAUGAGAGGUGGGAAAAGAAGUUGGAGGAGCAGAGGGUCAAGCAGGAUACUCAUUUUCAUAACGCCGAAGACGAUGCUCAUAAGCGAUACAACCGUAACAUCCGAUCUACCAAAGUCGAUCUGGCAUCUUACGAAAGGCAGAAGGAGGCAGCUCUGGGAUUGGCUCCUGGAACAUUGGUUUCUGCUGGUGGAUCUUCCAACGCUGUAGCAGGAUCAUCUAAAUCAGGCGCUCUAACUGCUGCCGAAGAUCUAUAUAGAGGUUCAGAUACCUUGGCAUACGGUGAUCACAAACCUUCGGAAGAUGCCCUUGAUAGAGUUGCAGAGAAGAUCAACAAAGAUAUCGGUAAAUACGGUAAAAGGAAGAACAAGAAAGAUGACGAAGAUGAUGAAGUUACAUAUAUCAACGAGAGGAAUAAGGUAUUCAACAAGAAGGUCGCUAGGUACUUUGAUAAAUACACGAAAGAAAUUCGAGCCAAUUUCGAAAGAGGAACAGCUUUAUAG